This is a messenger RNA of Nicotiana attenuata, 1020 nucleotides long. RefSeq names its product probable N-acetyl-gamma-glutamyl-phosphate reductase, chloroplastic. Gene Ontology annotation, molecular function: protein dimerization activity; NADP+ binding; NAD binding. The record is from RefSeq and is a predicted model, not a curated record. Gene Ontology annotation, biological process: L-arginine biosynthetic process. The transcript is spliced from 13 exons. Lineage: Eukaryota; Viridiplantae; Streptophyta; Magnoliopsida; Solanales; Solanaceae. Bases 1 to 1020 code for a protein of 339 amino acids.
AUGUCUUCUUCAUUGGCUGCACUCAGUUCUAGCCACUUCAAUGGAGCUUAUUCCCUUUGGAAAAUUCAGGAGGAACUGAAGGUUAGUAAGGUUGGGAAGUUCAGAAUAAGAGCUACAUCGAUGGCGACAUCAUCACCAGCGCAAGGCUUGCAGCUUGGGGAGGGUAAAGCUAACAAGUUGGACAAAUUGCGUAUUGGUGUGCUUGGAGCUAGUGGUUACACUGGUACUGAGAUCAUCAGACUCCUGGCAAAUCAUCCACAUUUUCAGAUUACUUUGAUGACCGCUGACAGGAAAGCUGGCCAAUCAAUAGAAUCGGUUUUUCCUCACCUAGUCACACAAGAUCUUCCGAGUCUGGUUGCUGUUAAGGAUGCAGAUUUCUCUGUUGUGGAUGCUAUUUUUUGUUGUUUGCCACAUGGUACAACUCAGGAAAUUAUCAAAAGUCUUCCCAAAAAUCAAAAGAUUGUUGAUCUUUCUGCGGACUUCAGAUUGCGAGAUAUUGCUGAGUAUGAGGAAUGGUAUGGCCAGCCCCACAAAGCAACAACUUUGCAGCAAGAAGCAGUCUAUGACUUGACUGAGAUUUCGAGGAGAGAAAUUCAAAGUGCUCGUCUGGUUGCAAAUCCUGGCUGUUAUCCGACAUCUGUUCAACUUCCUCUUAUUCCCUUGAUAAAGUCCAAUCUCAUUGAAGUAAGAAACAUAAUUAUCGACUCAAAAUCUGGUGUUAGUGGAGCAGGUCGUGCUGCAAAGGAGGCAAAUCUGUUCACUGAAAUAGCUGAGGGAAUUCGUUCUUACGGUAUAACCAGACAUAGGCAUGUGCCAGAGAUCGAACAAGGAUUAUCAGAAGCUGCAAAUUCAAAGGUUACUGUUAGCUUCACUCCACAUCUUAUGCCAAUGAGCCGUGGUAUGCAAUCGACUAUAUAUGUGGAAAUGGCUCCAGGGGUGACAACUCAGGAUUUGAAAGAUCACCUUGUUAACUACUAUGAGCAUGAAAAAUUUGUGGUGUUGCUGAAGAACUCCUCUUAG